AUUUCAGAUGCACACAUCCGUCAAAAACGCCAACUGCAAAACAAGGAUUCAAACACCAGUGAAACCUUCACCAGGAAAGAAAUUCAAAUGGCCUGUACAAAAUAUUGUCCGAAAGGAAUCAGAGGACGACGAGGCAGGCCUGGUCCGCCAGGCAAGCAUGGUCCGCCCGGGCCUCAGGGAACACAUGGGCCUAAGGGUUCUCAGGGAGAUCAGGGGCCUCCUGGACCUAAAGGCGAUAAGGGCCCUCAAGGACCCAAGGGCGAUCCUGGUGAAUCUGUCUCAGCUCCUUCUAUUGUGUCACCUCUGGUAUCUAUGGUGGUAAAUGAAACUGGUAUAGCCUCAUUUCAGUGCGAUGUUAAGGGAAAUCCAACACCUCAGGUCACGUGGCUGAAGCAGAAUUCAAGUCUUCCCGACGACAAACGAAUUGUUCAAUCACGUGAUGCAUUAAUGAUUAAAGAUGUUAUGUCACAGGAUGGUGGAAUGUACACGUGUAAAGCAAGAAAUAUUCUUGGAAUGAUGACUUCAUCCGCUAAGUUAACUGUCCAAGGUGAGGAAUAGACAUUUAUUCUGAGGCCCUGGGAAAUGGUUUUUGGGGAAAAAGGCUCAGUCACUCAGCAAAAAUGUUGACCGCUCUUGUGAAAGGGGAGGGUUAAUCGUCGACAUUGAAAUUAAACCACUAAAGCAGACCAACCUACUGUAGGCACGGAUCCUGCUUGAUUUGACCCCUAAAAGGAUCCUAAAGUUACGUUUCAUAACCAAUGCUUUUAAAAAUCGGCCAAAUCAGAGACAUAAGAACGUACUCAACGAAAGUACAAAAUAAAAGUAAUCUGCACGCUCACUUAUCGUCUUCUUUGCUGCAAUGAGGCCUUCAUGACCUUUGAAAACCUGUUUUUCAAAAUGAACUUAAACGGUUAUCUUCAGGGGUUACCACCCAACACGUUACUGAUGUCCAAAACAGAUUGAAACAAAACCAAGCCAAACAGUCUUGUAUCCAUGGUUAUUGUCCUGCUACCUUUCCUUAGCUUCCAGAGAAAACAAUCACCGCAUCAAAUCUUUCUCCUUAUCUUACAUGUUAAUGUGACGAUACUUUGUUCAAACACAUCGGGUUUAAUUUGACAAAUUAUCUAAAAGAACAAUUUAUGAUUUUAAGACACUUAAUAAUUCGACAACAAUUUUAAAUUUGGUCUAUUUUCUUAUCUACCAUAGAAAUACAAAGUUGUGACCAUGUUUUGGUCAUUUCUAUGGUCGAUGAGAAUAUAGACUAAGGAAAACUAUUGUUCGUAUGUUUCAUACAAUAACUUUUUCUCGACAACAAUCUUUUUGGUCUAUUCUGUUAUCGACCAUAGAAAUGCAAAGUUGUGACCAUUUUGUUGUUAUUUCUGUGGUCGAUGAGAAUAGAGACUAAGGAAAACUGUUGUUCGUUUGUUUCAUGCAAGAACUUGUACAGCCGGAAAAUCGCGCGAGAGAGAAAGAUCUAAAGUAAAACAUUGCACCACCAUUAGGUCAUUUCCAUGGUUUAUCAUCUCAUUGACAAUAGCUCGAUCUCGACCAAUCGGCGCCCGAGAAAUCGCCAAGCAAUUUCAAAUAGGUGUAGUUUCAACAUAUAAUGCUUACAAAGUCAUUAUGCGAUUACACCAUUGAUCAGUUUUCAUAAUGAGUUUUAACUUAUUAUGAAAACUGAUUAAAAGCACCCUUGUUACUCUUACAUGUCUCUGAUGUCAAAGCUGAUUCUGUUUUACAGUCCGCGCCUUAAUCACUCAUAAACCAUCAUCGAUCACAGUGGAAGAAGGACAAAAUGUGAGCCUGCAAUGUAAAGCUGUUGGGUUGCCUUUACCAAAAGUCACGUGGCGGAAAGCGUUCAGCAAGUUGCCGGUAAAGAGAAGCUCAAUAGCCAAUGGAAACCUGAGUAUCCGCAGUAUAACAAAAGCAGAUAGUGGGACUUACGCAUGCUCAGCAAAGAAUCUCCUUGGAGAUGACUCCGCUGUCGCCUUGGUGAUGGUAAUUAACAGGCUACAAUUCAUACUCAUCCCUCUAAACAAAGUAAGCGCCUUAGAAUGUAGCAAACUGAUCUUGCAUUGCGCAGCUAAGGGUUCGACAGAGAUCAUUUGGAAACGAGUGGGUAAGCAAAUGCCUCAAAAUCAUGUUGUUUAUUCAAACGGAACCUUGCUUCUGACAAACGUUUCUCCAAAUGAUGCUGGUUCGUAUACAUGCAUAGCGAAAAACUCGCUGCGGUCUAUUGAAGCAUCAUCUGUUGUCGAAGUGCCCAAACGAAAACCCACAUCCUGUAGCGAUUUAAGAUCAAGCUGCAGAGAAAAAACUUCAGGUAAUUAUAUUAUUGACCCUGAUGGCAAAGGAGGCGUGGCUUCGUUCAGCGUGUAUUGUGAUAUGAGUGACAAGGGCGGAGUUGGCGUGACAGUCAUAAGUCACAACAGCGAGAGUAGAACUCAUGUUGGUAACAUUCCUGGAUGUGGAAGUGCAGGUUGUUACAGGAAAGAUGUGACUUACACUGGAGUUAGCACUGCUCAGUUGGCAGCACUCACUCGAGUCUCGCAGAACUGUGAACAGUUUAUCAAGUUUGAAUGCAAUAAUGACAUAGUUUUCAUUGAGAAUUCAUAUGCCUGGUGGGUGUCACGUGACGGAACACGCAUGAACUACUGGGGUGGAGCUACAGGAUAUGACAACAUGUGCGCAUGUGGAGUAACAAACUCCUGCUCUAAUGGUAACAAGUGUAACUGUUACAACAGUGGCAGCGGUUGGAGAGAGGACAGCGGUCUUCUGACUGACAAGUCCGCUUUACCAGUGACUCAGAUCAGACUGGGAGACUUGGAUGAUUUAAGUGAGGAAGGUUAUCACACAUUAGGCAAACUCAAAUGUUAUGGACAAGCAUGA
This is a messenger RNA of Porites evermanni, 2889 nucleotides long. The record is from the annotation of a GenBank genome assembly. Lineage: Eukaryota; Metazoa; Cnidaria; Anthozoa; Scleractinia; Poritidae.